Messenger RNA from Triplophysa dalaica, 1682 nucleotides. Its product is annotated as neurturin. Gene Ontology annotation, molecular function: glial cell-derived neurotrophic factor receptor binding; receptor tyrosine kinase binding; growth factor activity. The record is from RefSeq and is a predicted model, not a curated record. Lineage: Eukaryota; Metazoa; Chordata; Actinopteri; Cypriniformes; Nemacheilidae. The transcript is spliced from 4 exons. The coding region runs from base 569 to 1264 and encodes 231 amino acids.
AGCAAGGGAUCUUACGUUGGGAAAGGCUCUGCGCAUGAAGAGAACCCAGGCAGGAUUUGGAUAGUCUGUAAGCUUCUAAUGGCACAUGGUCUGAAAUCCUAGAACCGGACAAAAAUCACCCAAACCCACCCUGCCGCCCAUUCACGUUCAAUUCAAAAACUAAUUUUAUUUGCAGAACCUCCGGUUUACAUAACCGACUAUGUCAAAGGAUGAGGAAACUCCCAGCCCAUCUCCAGAGUGGCCGGAAAACACUGUGAUGUAAACAUAUUGGAAAGCCUGGAGGAUACGUCACCAUGACAAGGAAUUUCUAGGAUACUGCUCUAAUACUUAACAUCCAUCCUAACAAACCCCAGCCCAGCCCUUCAAAGCGCACAAGGCACUUCUUCCAAUUACAUGGAUAUACGGUGUGGAAAGACAGCACGAGCUAUCGUCUCCAACCCCGCCUCUCUGCUCGCCAUGAGGGAUUUGCUCUCCCCACCUGUUGCCUGAGGUCAACCCGACGCAACGCCACCCUGAUAAGUCUGGCUUAGCGGGCCACUUGAGUUUCAAUGCUCCACGCUGUUCUAAGAUGAGGGCAUGGAAAGAGGUCGCCCUCACCUUUAUCCUAUUGGGUGCCUCGUUUUUCCUCUUGCUUAUGAGAACCACGCUACCCAAUGGGCAUUCCUACCCAAAGAAAUUAGGGCUUUCAUCAUCUUUACCUCCACCAGCCAUAAAAUUCCAUUCAUCUUCAUCCUCAAGCACAGCGAGGAAGGCAGCACCACGACGGCCUGUCAGAGCUACUGAGGACAUGAGCUCUAUUCUCUCCGAGUUCUCCCUCCUCUUCCAAAGCUUCACUGAAGGUGAACUUCAGAAGAUGAUCGCAACCCUGGUGGACAGAAAGGAGAGAGGAAUGGGAACCGAAUCGGCCCGCAGGACCAAGCGAGCGAGGAAAGGCCCGAAGCCGUGUUCUCUUCACAAGAUUGAGCUGACUGUGAGCGAGUUGGGUCUCGGUUACGAGAGCGACGAGACUGUGCGCUUCAGGUACUGUAGCGGCAAGUGCACGCACGAGCGACGCAACUACGACUUUGUGAUGGAGCACAUGCAGUUAAACAACGGCUCAAGCGAGAAAGGCCGGCGAGGAAGGGACAAUGGAAAAAAAGACAACGUGCAGUACACCCCUUGUUGUCGACCUAUAAUGUUUGAGAAGAAAAUGUCAUUCUUUGAUAACAAGAACAAAUUCUACACCAUUCAGAACGUAUCUGCGAGAGCGUGCGGUUGUGUAUGACAUUUCGGUAACUAUAAAAGCUCAGGAAGUGUGCUUGUACGUUACCAUGGGAACAGCGGAUAUUUAAGGUCCUGCGGCUGCGCAGAAUUCCUCUGUAAAUAUUGGAGCCUCGGAAAGUGUUACCGCACAUGGAACCAAAACGAAGGGCAAAUUGCAAUUUUUACAAACAAUAAAUGGGGUCUGGUAUGCCAACAUGGAACAAAUAAAAGCUACAGAAAGCAUGCCCUUUAAAACAGAAAACAGAGGCCUAAAGCCAUUGGUAACGGUGGAAAAUCUAACUGUAAACGUUAUUCAGCGGGCAUUGAUGAGCAGCACAGUGCACUGGACGCUGGUUUAAGACUAAACUAAAAUAUGGUCACUUCUUAACCAACAACGGAUUGUUGGUUUAAUUUGAUGGGACCGAAAGCUGCUGGCGGGG